This is a messenger RNA of Asterias rubens (European starfish), 1622 nucleotides long. RefSeq lists its product as uncharacterized. The record is from RefSeq and is a predicted model, not a curated record. The transcript is spliced from 5 exons. Bases 397 to 1443 code for a protein of 348 amino acids. NCBI's taxonomy places the organism in Eukaryota, Metazoa, Echinodermata, Asteroidea, Forcipulatida, Asteriidae. Gene Ontology annotation, molecular function: metalloendopeptidase inhibitor activity; protease binding. Gene Ontology annotation, cellular component: extracellular matrix. Gene Ontology annotation, biological process: negative regulation of membrane protein ectodomain proteolysis; negative regulation of endopeptidase activity.
CAAAGUCAUUGAGUCUACAUCCUGUGGCGUUACAUUAGCUUUGAAUGUAACCCCAUAAUCACCCAAAUAUGAUGUGCUGACUUCCUAUUGGUAGGCCCAUAAAGCUAUAAUAGCCCAUACCUCAGAGUGUUCCAAUGAAGUUACUCACACAACCAGGAUUGAGGAUGUUGAAUCGUAAAUACUUCUAAAAUCACAAAGACCGUCGUCGGUUAUAAAAGGCCAAACAGUUCUCUCCCAAACUAAGGAGUGAUCCUCGCCUCUGAAUCAACUCUCAUAAUUUGCAGGGAACUUGUUGUGAGGUUUUUUUCUUCAGAGUUCAUAGAGCAUUCUUGUUGCAGGGAAACUAUUUGUACCUUUGACUUUUGUUUUGACUUUUGAACGAGAGCGAACUCCAAGAUGUCAAGAGUUGGAUUACAGAUUUUGGUUGCAGUCUUCGCAAUGGCGUACAUUGAGAGCGCUUCUGGAUGUCAAUGUACAACACUACAUCCUCAGCAGCAUUACUGUAGGGCACUCUAUGUCGUCCGUGCCAAAGUGGAAUCCCUACAGUGGCAGCUGAUCCAAAGGUUGCCAACAGAGCCACACAUGGUGCCGGAAACUGAGACAGACACGGUGACGAACCCGACCACAGACACACCAGCCAGUGGUCGCACAAGCACGCCAGACAAGGAAGUUAAGAACCAUACCGUAGCAACAUCCCCGACACAGCCAACCACCGAUCGCCUGCCAGUGUCAGUGACCACAAGCAAAGCAGAUGAGGCGGCCGUUACUGAAACGGAUCCCGUAUCAAACCCUGACGAUUUUCAGGACAACAUCGGACAACAAUCUUGGCCUCCUCUUGAUGCGAUGCCAGGUCAUCGUCGAGACGAUGAGGAACUAAAGAGCAUCAUGAGCCAAGAACCCUGGAACUACGAGAUAUUAUACACCGUCAAGAUCCAGAAGGUCUACAAGACGGUAGAGGGGAAGACGGACUCCAUGAGGGAAGGAGAGGAGGUUCAGAUUAAGAGUUUCUAUCCGGGAGGAAUGUUCUGCGGUGUGGAGCUCAAGAGAGGAAAAUCCUACGUUUUAGGAGGUGCUAUCCAGGGUCAGAUUGGCAGAUGUGACUUGGUACUUGAGUAUAAGACUGUCUCCAAAAGACAAAAGCAAGGACUCCGCAGCAACUACGGCCAAUUCUGCGACAAAUGUCAGAUUGCAACAUGCCACUCCCCCCAAUGUGCCGCCCAUAUGCCGGACAACACCUGCGCCUACAUGGCCCACGACAGUUACGACAGACACGGAAUCGGUUACCAAGAGGACGACUGCGUCGCAACGCACUCCAAAUGCAUGCCAAAAGAAGGACACGACAUGUGCCAGUGGCAGAGGAACAAAGAUUUGAAGCAGUGCCUGACCGAGACCGGUGCUGAUGUAACACGUGAGCUUAGGAGACAUCGCCAGCGUCACCCUUAAGCCUGUUUUUAAAGACACUUCUUUUUCCAACUCCAUUUUUUCGACCACAUCUCUUUCUCUCUCACUCUCUCUUACUCUGUCCAUCUUGCUCUUUGUUUUAAUUCUUUUGCUUUAAAGGCACUAGACACUAUUGGUAAUUACUCAAAAUAAUAAUUAGCAUAAAACCUUACUUGCUACAA